This is a messenger RNA of Apus apus (common swift), 2245 nucleotides long. It is a transcript of the gene RBKS, whose product is annotated as ribokinase. Gene Ontology annotation, biological process: D-ribose metabolic process. The record is from RefSeq and is a predicted model, not a curated record. Gene Ontology annotation, molecular function: ribokinase activity. NCBI's taxonomy places the organism in Eukaryota, Metazoa, Chordata, Aves, Apodiformes, Apodidae. Bases 592 to 1353 code for a protein of 253 amino acids. The transcript is spliced from 10 exons.
GUAGCAACGCGCGAAGCUGCCGCGGCGGGGCCCGGCGCCGAGGCCGGGUCCGAGGUCCAAGGCUCGGGCGGUGCCUUGGCUGGGCUGCGGGGCCUGGGGCUGCCCCGUCCCCUGGCGCCAUGGCCGCUGAGGUGGUGGUUGUGGGAUCGUGUAUGACCGACCUGGUCAGGGAGAAGAGAGACUUGAGUUUGUGUUGUCAGCUGUGCUAGGUGGCUCGGCCUUUGCCUUGCCAGAAAAGCAGCAUUUAAUAGUUACCCGCAUGGGAAACUGUGAACUCUGAUACUCUUUGUCAGCAGAGGAGCUCGAAACGAUUUUAUGAAGCCUUACUACGCGAUUGCCAAAAGCUGGAGAAACUGUCCUUGGACAGAAGUUUUUCAUUGGUUUUGGUGGGAAAGGAGCCAACCAGUGUGUCCAGUCUGCUCGACUUGGGGCCAAGACCUCACUGAUCUGCAAGGGUAAAGCCUGAAUGGAAAAAUAAGCCCUUCAAAUGAACAAGGAUUAACUGAGUUGGAUGCUAACGAACUAACAUGGAAAAAAGCUUCCAGAGGAAAAGGACCUCCUUCGAGACCCCUCCAAGGGCUUCCCUCCAGCAUGAGAUGUCUUGCUGUUGGCAAGGAUUCCUUUGGCAAUGAUUACAUUGAAAAUUUGAAGAAGAAUGGUGUUUCUACAGCAUUUGUAGGUCAGACUACAGAUGCUGCUACUGGAACUGCUUCAAUUAUUGUCAACAGUGAAGGACAAAACGUUAUUGUCAUAGUCCCAGGAGCCAACCUGCUUUUAAAUUUUGAAGACCUGAAGAGAGCUUCUGAUACCAUCUGUAAAGCCAGAGUGCUUGUUUGCCAGCUAGAAAUAACCCCUGCUGUUUCUCUUGAAGCCCUGAAAAUCGCACGUGCCAGCGGAGUAAAGACUUUACUUAAUCCAGCUCCAGCCCUUGCUGACCUAGAUCCACAAUUUUAUACCCUUUCUGAUAUCUUCUGCUGCAAUGAAACUGAGGCAGAAAUUUUAACGGGCAUCCCAGUUGGCAGCCCUGAAGAUGCUGGAAAGGUGGGACGCGUGCUGUUAGAAAGAGGGUGUAAGCUCGUACUACUUACUCUUGGAGCAGAAGGCUGCAUGAUGAUAUCAGUAGAAGAACCCAUUCCAAAGCACGUUCCUGCUGGGAAGGUCAGGGCCGUGGACACUACGGGAGCUGGAGACAGUUUUGUGGGAGCACUUGCCUUCUACCUGGCUUACUAUCCUGAGUUACCCAUGGAGGAAAUGAUCAGGAAGUCUAACUGUGUCGCAUCAGUGAGUGUCCAGGCAUCAGGGACACAAUCUUCAUAUCCUUACAGGAAGGACUUGCCUCAAGACCUUUUCUAAUUGACAUUGUCUAGCUCAAUGUACUGAUUUUAUCUUACCCCAGACAGAAUUAUUCUUCUGACUGUACUGAGGUUCUCCUCUGCUGACUGGAAAGACCAGGGAAGUCUCUUUGCUUUUAAUUUGAGGAAUCUUGUUAGUUCCUCUUCUACCACAGUAAGAUGGGGGGGGGGGGGGUCUUUCAAAAAUGGCACAGCAAGUCUGUAGGUCUCUGUGGCCCCAGACACAGCCACCAGGCUCGUGGCCAUCGCACAGGAUGCACCACAGUGAACUACAGUAAGUUUACAGCAAAACCACUGGAGUGUGUUGGGCUCCUGGAGUAUUUUUACUUGAUGUUAUCAGAACAGCUGAUGUGCGCUGCCCGCACGCGAAGCAGAGCAGUAGCUUUGAGGCUGUAACUCGUGCCCUCAGCUGCAAACACCAAGGCCCACAUUUGGCUGGUAACAAAGUCCUGUACGUUGGGCCCUGGCCCAUCUAUUCCCACACGCCUCAGGCAGCUGCACUGCAUUUUGGGCAGGAAUCCAGGAGUGAAAAACCCAUCCUGUUUACCUGACUUGCAGCCCUUAUCCAAAAGCUCCUCUUUCACCAGUUUCCCAUUGCUUCUCUCUUGCUGAGGAAGGAGCUGGUGGAACACUACCCCUCCAAGGAACGACACCAAGUUGUGGUCACUACUGUUGAAUCUGUGGGCUGGUAGGUUAGAAAAACUUGCAAUCUUGCCAUUGAAUUCCUGCUGUGGAAAAUGUUAAUUUUUAUUGCCUUAUAAAACAAUAGUUCCUUUGAAGAUUACAGCCUCUUUCACAAUGGAAAACACAGACAAUGGGAUUUGCUAUUUAAUUUUUAAUGGAGUACUGCAAAAAUAACUCAAAAGAUAAAUAAAUGUUACUGUGAUGAUCUA